Messenger RNA from Neolamprologus brichardi, 5162 nucleotides. RefSeq names its product polyhomeotic homolog 3a (gene phc3a). Gene Ontology annotation, cellular component: PRC1 complex; nucleus. The record is from RefSeq and is a predicted model, not a curated record. Gene Ontology annotation, biological process: negative regulation of DNA-templated transcription. Lineage: Eukaryota; Metazoa; Chordata; Actinopteri; Cichliformes; Cichlidae. Gene Ontology annotation, molecular function: chromatin binding; zinc ion binding; histone binding.
CCUGCUUCGCAGCACACCGCGUGAUUUUUUUUAAAAUCACCAUUUUAAGCAGCGCUGACGCAUCAGAGGGCUUCAUGACUGGGACAGUGUGUCGGGAUAUGGUCAGUUCCUGAUGGCCCAUGUCUUCCAAAACCAGAUUUCCUGAUAUUGAUUCUGUGUGUAAUCUGGGACAUGGACAGACGGAGCCCAGGAGACAGACAGGCAGACACUAGUAAGACAGUAACCACUGCAUCGUCAUCAUCUGUCGUCACCAUGGCAACACCCAGUUCCAGCGCCCAGCCGCCCUCUACCUCCCUCAGCAUCCUCCCACCAGACAGACAAGCAGUCCAGGUGAUCCAACAUGCCAUGAACAGACCUCAGAGCAUGGCGGCCCAGUACUUGCAUCAGAUGUACGCAGCCCAGCAGCAGCACUUCAUGCUGCAGACAGCAGCCCUGCAGCAGCACCAGCAUCCCGCACAUCUGCAGAGUCUGGCCGCCAUCCAGCAGGCUUCAGUCUGUCAGAGGUCACCUUCUUCUUCUACAGGCAGUUUGGUUCAGGCUGCGGGUGUUUCCCAAAACCCGAUAACUUUACCAGCAUCUCCAGUGACCGCAAGGCUGAUUGGUCGAACUCAGACAUCCACUGCCAGCGCAGCCACAAUAUCUCAGCAGGCCAUGCUUCUAGGAAACAGACCUGCCAGCUGUAACCAAGCUCAGAUGUACCUUCGAACUCAGAUGCUGAUUCUAACUCCUGCAGCCACAGUAGCUGCAAUUCAGUCAGACCUCCCCACUGUGACCUCCUGCUCCUCAUUACCUACCUCCUCUCAGAAUCUGGCUCUGCGUACCCAUUUGCCGGGAGCUCUGGCUACAGCCCACAGCGUCAUCUUAAAGCCUUCCACCGAGUCCCAGGCCCUGCCUGCAGCCACCUCUUUGUCCAAGACUCCAGUCUGUGGGCUGAAGAGCACCCAACUGACUGAUGGCUCAACAGAAACAGCGCCAUCUGAUGCCACCUCGCUGGUGUCAGGACCCCAGAUUAUAACCCCAGCCUACCCUCCAGUGCAAACCCACACUCUAGUCAAGCAGCAGCUGUCCUGUCCAGUAGGCCAGCAGGUGGCGCACCACCAGCUCAUCGUCCAGCAGGCCACAGGAGGGGCUCCCAGCAGCAGACAGUUGCAACCAAUUGCCCUCAGAGUAGCACCCCGAGAUACCCACUCCAAUCCUCUUCCUCUGUCGGUUAAAAGACUAACCGCCUCCAGCACCCACUCACAACUACGAAACGAGCCCCCAGCCCUGUCUUCUUCUUCCUCCCCAUUAGUCACCAGCAUGCUUGCAUCAUCACCUCAGGCUUCAGUCCCAGCUGCUGCCGUUCAGCCUCAGCCACCUCCUCUGGUGGCUGCGCCACAGCGUCGGACCUCAUUCCCACAGAGCCAGCAGCCUCCACCUCCUCCUCCUCCUCUCAUUCUCCCCAGGCUGCCCCAGAACCCCCCGGCCUCCCUUCACAGGGUGUCCCUGCACUCAGUCCGGGCUUUGGCUGUCCAGUCAGGACAGGUACUGCUGACGGAGCGAGAACUGCCUGUGGCGGAGGCUCUGGUCCAGAUGCCCUACCAGAACCUGCCACCUCCUCAAACGGUGGCUGUUGAUCUGAAAGUGCAUCCAGUCAAACACAACGAAACUGCACCCUUGGGGCAAAAGUGCAACGUGAACAGUCAGAGCUCAGAGGAAAGGAAAGAUCCUCCAAGUUCAGAACAAGACGGGACCACUACACCACCCAAAAAAAAAGAUUCAGCAGUGACGGGUUCAUCCUCCAUCACCCCCAGCCACUGGAGGAGUCCUCCAGUGGAGGAGUCCUCCCAGCUCACGACCACUGACAAUAGCGGCAAUAGUGGCACCAACAACCCUCCUCCUCCACCACCUUCUCCUUUACCUCCUCCCCUCCUCCCUGCUUCAGCAAAAGUCCCCAGCCAGCCUCCUUCUGCCCCUGCAAGUCUCCCAGGAAGCCCCACGAGGUCAACCCACGUCCUCACACACCUCGUGGAGGGCUUUGUCAUCAAAGAGGGCCUGGAGCCGUUCCCGGUGGGUCGGUCAUCACUGUUAUCGGAGCAGCAGGCUUCCCUUCCAGAACCCCAGGACGUACCGACCAAUGGGGACGCAGCAGACGACAGUCCUCUGGAUGCUGACCAGUCAGAUUCAUCUGACUCCGAGAUGGAAAAUGAUGGCCCUACAGGAGAAGUUGCAGAGCUCGGGGAGAGUGUGCCAGACGUGUUGCAGUGUGAGUACUGUGGAAGCAGCGGCUACGCUCGCACGUUUCUGCGCUCCAAACGCUUCUGCUCCAUGUCGUGUGUCAGAAGGUUCAGUGUGAGCUGCACCAAGCGUAUCGCGGUGCUGCAUGCAGGUCGCAUGGCUCACAGGCCCGUGGGAAGGAGAGGACGACCCCCCAGCCGAGUCAACGGAGCAUCCAGAGAGCACUUCGUGAUGCAGGUUCACAGGUCAUUUGGCUCCAAAGAGACCCAACAGAGUUCACCGAGAGAGGAAGAUGAGCAUCACGAGGAGGAGGAGGAGGAAGAAGAGGAGGAAGAACCUCCCGUUCCCAUGACGACCAGGCUUCGAAAACAGGCUGAGAGAGCGCAAGAGAGGGUGAGGGAGCAGAGGACAGUAGAAACGAUCAUUGUUUCAGACACAGAAGACGUCGGCUGUCCGUCUCAGUGGAACGUGGAGCAAGUGUUUUCCUACAUCAGCACCCUGCCAGGUGGUGCUGAUGUAGCCGAGGAGUUUCGCUUCCAGGAAAUAGAUGGGCAGGCUCUGCUGCUUCUCACAGAGGAUCACCUGGUCAGCACCAUGAACCUUAAACUGGGACCCGCACUGAAGCUUUGCGCGCACAUCAACUCCCUCAAAGAUGCAUAAACGCGUAACAUUCCUCCUCUUAGUGAAUGUAAAGAAAAGCAAGGAUCUCCUCACCUCUGCAGAGACAAUGAGGAAGUGCUGCUCAUCUUUAAACUGCCUAUUUUUAAACACUGUCACAAAAGAGAGCAGAGCUCGCUGAGUUGAACUGACUACAGUUUAUUUUGUUUUGUGUUUUUUUUAAGACCACUGCCAACUAUUUUUCCGGGUUUUAGCUUUCCAUUACCCAAGGACUCAAAGUCGACUCGCUCUCAGAUGAUUUUACAGUUUUACCUCAGCUGCUCUGGCUCGUUUCUCCUGAUAGUUUCACGUUUACAAGUCUCAGCAGUGCAUAUUUAAGUUUCCUAUAAUCACUCAAAACCAGUUAAACUGCAAAAGGCUAUAUUUGCCAUCUUUUGUAUAUUGAAGGAUUAAAAUGCAAAAUUUUAAUACAUUUAAAUACUUAAACGAAAAAAAGGUACCAUAUAAAAAUCCAACUCUUUGCAGCAAACCAGGCAACAUAAGAAACACACAGGGGAAGGACUUUUUAUACACACAGGGUAAUCAGGGAAGUGGGGACAGCUGGGGAUAUGAUACACAGGUGCAGAGAAGUUAGGUAAUCACUGGGGAGGAGGUAAAACUCAAAGCAACACACAGGAGACCGAAAAACAAUUUUAUUUUAUUUUAUUUUUUGCUGUCAAUAAGUCAAAAUUUGGGAUAUUAUCUUAUUGAAAAUUAUUUUCUCAGAAGUUUGAGUUGAUAGGUUUAAAUUCUGACCUACAGGUGAUUUAAAAAAAAAAAGUUUUGGUUUUGGGUUUUUUUUUUCUCUUUAUUUUUCACCCCAACUUAGCACAGACACCAGAAAACUAAUUUGUUACACAAAAGGAACACGAGUUUAGAAUAAUGAAGAGAAAAUAACACAGGGACACACACAACCUGAAAGUUCUCACCUGGGACAGGAAUCAAAUAGGCACCAAAAGCAGAGAUUCAAAAAUAUAACAAAGGAUCAAACUCACAAUAGAACAUGAAGAAAUCCAAACAUGAACACUGACGUGCUCUAAUGGGCCCUUUCUUCGCUGCCUGGCUCCAUGGAGCCCAAGUGACAUUUGCCAUAGACUAGCAGAAUUGGCAGAUCCACCUGUGCCCUGUGUUUUUCACAAAUGAGAACAUGUUCACCCUGAGCACAUGUCACAGAUCUGAAAACGUCUGGGGAAAUCGUAGAGAGCCUGUAAAAUCGUUCAGCAUGUGUGGUUUGGUGGUGGGUCAGUGAUGGUUGGGGAGAUAUAUCCAGUUUUUGGCCACAAAUUUUAAUUAAACAUCAAAUUCAUUAAACAUUUGCAUCAAAUGCUUUGAUUUGCAAUGUCAAAAGUGAAAAGCUCCCCUGCAUCUUUCUGUAACCUGUUGACUUUCACGUGCUCCGAUAUCUUCCUCUGCACUGACAUGGUGCUCAUUUUCUGUACAUAUCUUCCAAUAUGUUUAGUACUACCGUUACACCUGUGAGCUCAGUGAGAUUUUGACAUUAGACAGAAUAAAACAAACUCCAAGACCAAUAAAUUGUAGUAAAAAUGCCAGAGAUUGUGAACUGUGGGACAUAAAAAGACGUCUCAAAGUAAAUUAAUAUAAAAAAGCCUUCCCAUAAAAAUGGGUUUAAAGGAAGUGGCUGACUCUACUGCCAUGAUUUCCUCAGGCAAGGUUAGCGCCUUUGCCCAAGGACCUCGGGUGCAUAUGGUGCUCAGAGGAUAGAGAUAUAGCCUGGAGCAAGGCCAUGAAGGGCCCUAAAAGUCAUCCAUAAAAUCUGCUCUAAAACAAACUAUGAGCUGGUGUAGAACAGCAAAAAACAGCUAAAACUGGAGUUUCAUUUAGUUCUGAUAAACAGGAGUGAUUUCCCUAAAUGUCCUAAAAUGGUUAAAGAUGUUAACAGACGCUGAGACGGUCAGAUUUCAUUUAUUUUUGAGAUGAGAAGUGAGCCAAAGCAACAAAGAUGAGCAGUUCUUUCUCUCACCGCUUGUCAUUUCGCUGUAGUGAUCGUAGCAGUUCUGACUCGAGUUAUCCAUUUGUUUCAAAAUGGUUUUUACAUGGGUUUUUUUGUACCAUUUGUAGACAAAGAGAACAAAUGAUCAUCAUUACAUCCGACAAACGCGGUACAAUCUCACUGUUUACAAAGCAGAUUAUUGCCUCCUGUCUUCAAGAUGGAAUUUGAUACGUUCACCAUCAGCAAACGGUUGUGCUGACUUAUGAAAGUUUUACUGACUACAAGGUUAUUUAUUGUUAUUUAUUGUUGUCAUAAUUAAUAUACAAAUAAAACAGUU